AUGCAAACUGUCAGCAGAAGACAAACUGGGAAAACCUUUGGCCAUUUGAAAAUCGGGGCAGUAGUUAAAAAAAAAAAUCAACAAUAUCAAGGUGAAAAAUAUCUAGUGGUCAACAUCCGAUCUGGACAAAAACGCCUUGAAAUCCGAGACAAAACAAGGGAAUAAAAACAGGAGUACAAGUGCAGCUAGGGCAUCAGAGACCGUAGAACUGACAGGCAUUACGUCAGCCACUGGUGGAGUGUUUACUGGUCCGGUGUGGCGCAGUGCAUUCUGUUGGGACCUGAAACGUUGCUACAUAUUUGUGACGACAAAAGACAGCUUGCAACCUGCUGCCCCGGCCUUCAAGGUGCCUUUACCAUGGUGACACUAAAAGAAUCAUACACUUUACACUAAGCCAGAGGGAAAAACUCCAUGUUAUAGUUGCAUUACCUCAGUUUCAGCAUCAUCUUGAUCACUUUGUUCCCACGACGGCGCUGACCCGGUGCAGCCAUGCAUCUAGAAGUGAAGGUCGCCCUCAACUUCAUCGUGUCCUACCUGUACAACAAGCUGCCUCGGCGUCGAGCCGAUCUGUUCGGCGAGGAGCUGGAGAGGAUACUGAUGUCACGUUUUGAGGGUCACUGGUACCCUGAGGCCCCUCUGAGGGGCUCCGCCUUCCGCUGCAUUCACCUGGGAGCGCCAAGGGACCCUGUGGUGGAGUUGGCCGCCAAGAGAAGCGGUCUGGACACGGAGGAAGUGCGUGCAAACGUUCCUGCAGAGCUCAGUGUGUGGAUUGACCCUUACGAGGUAUCCUACCAGAUUGGAGAGAAGGGGGCAGUGAAGGUUCUCUACCUGGAGGAUCCUCCUGGCCUCGGCUGUGACAGCGAGCGGGCUGAAGGGGUGAUCAGAGAGGGGAAAGGGGAUGCAGAGACGGAGGAGGCCAAGAGUUUGGGCUUUAACCCAGAUGCUCAGGUGUUUGUGCCAAUUGGAAGCCAAGCGUCUCCCGCCCUCAUGCCGUCGCUCUCCAGCUCUCCCACACCGCUGUCUGCCCAGUCGUGCCCGGGCCUCUUCAGCUACCCCAGCUCCAGCACGCCCACCGACCCUGCCGCCCACUCCUCAAACACCUCCACCCCCUCUCCUCCCAGCGGCGGACUGCCCUACCUCUCCACUCAGCAGCCGCCCUCCGCUCUCCCCGCUGCCCGUCCUCAACCCAUCACCUUCACCACCGCCAGCUUCGCCGCCACUAAAUUCGGCUCGACCAAGAUGAAGAAGUGCAGCGGGGCCGGGUCGGCAGCCAGCUCUGCAGUCGUCAUACCGCCCGCUCAGAGGAUGCUCACCCGCUCUCCCACCACCAUCUCGGCUCCGGAGCUGCUCAAGCACAAGCCCCUGUCUCUCUCCUUGCACUCCCUCGGAGGUCCCAUCGGCAGCCAGCUCUCCCCCAACGCCAAAGAGUUUGUCUACCCAGGAUCCCCGGGCCCACUUUACUUUGAUGCCGACACCCAGCCCAUGCAGCCCCACGCCAGCCCGUUCCAGCCCCCCCACACCGUCAACACCCACCCGUCCUUUGACCCCUCCUCCAGCCCCCCCCCCGCCCCGAACGUGGGCAUCAUCGGCAGCAACGGAGGAAUCUCCUACAUGGAGAAGCCGCCGUUUGUUGAGGGUUUAGGAAGCUACAACCUGCAAUAUCCUAGCCAGUCCUUCCAGCCCGUCGUGCUGGCCAACUAAGCCUUCAUUUGUAACGAUGAGAAUUGUUGUUGGAGGAGGUGGGUUUGGACAAUGAUGCUCCAGAUAUUUUCAGUUUUUCUAACAAAUUGUUCUAAUACUAAUACAAGUUAAGAAUUAGUUUUACUACAAAGAUUUAAAACACCACGUCCACUGAAUAAUUCAUGUGAUGUGUUUUGGUCCUCCAACCCCACCCUGCCCUUUUGUCCGUAGCUGUUACUCAUCAUGUUGUGUGUGUUGGCUCUGAUGACAGGAGUGGGUGUGUACCUUGAGUCGUUGCCAAUCUCUUUAUGUUUAUUAUUUAGUAUUGAAUGUUUGAGGGGCUUUUUUUCCCCCUCUUGACUUGUAGUUAAAUGGACCCGGCUCUAGUAUAGCUCUGUUUUUGCACUGCACUGUCAUGCUGUGAAAAAGGACCUCGCCAAGUCCUGCAGGGAACGACGGCUGUGGAAAGCUCAGCACUUUGCUCUGCAAUCUGCUCUGCCCUACUUGCCACAAAUACAGAGAGGGGGGGCUCUGCUGUCUCCGCGUGUUUGUAGUCCUGUUCUGUUUUGUUGUGGCUCAGCGUGAUGGAGAGACUCAUUGUUUGUACGGUGGGCCCCCGUUACCCUUGAAACGCACUCGUGCGCGGGCACAAUUUGACUCUUGUCACGGGGCGCGUAUUGGAAGCAGUUUAUCGUCAGCUGGAACGCGUACAUGACACGGGUUUAAAUGAAGUGGGAGCAGCGGAGGGAGCAGAGGGAGCAGAGCGGGAGCGUCGGGGUGGUAAAGCAGUGAUGUAGUAGAAUGUAUCUGUCAGGGGAGAUUGCAGCUGGGAAGGUCAGGGGAACCUUGUGCAAAAGCAAGUGAAUCUUUGCAUUUUAAGACAGUAACGAUGCACUGAUACCUCAAUUAUACACACUGGGAUGUAAAUGACGGUGUAUUUAAAUGAACAUACGCAGGAACAUGCACACAGUUCCAGUCAGCGGUGUGUGAAGGUGAAGAGGCGUAGGGGAUGCAGCAGGGAUUGUGAUAAAUGGCUUAGCAUGACUUUGACUAUGAAGGAGAGGUUUUCCUCUGCAUGGGGAGCAGAGAGAGAGAGAGGGAGAGGGAGAGAGAGGGGAAGACCAAAGGAAAGAGAGAGAGAGAGGCAGCUCGAGGGUUGUGUUGCCUCGGUGGCGUCCAGGCUGUAUUGGCUUAGAGAGCAACGCUUUAAAACCCAGAACACGUUUCUGGUGAGCUUAAAUGGUAUUGAAGCCAAAGGCUCACACUGUUCUCUCCCUCCUCUUGAAAUUCUUCACUGAUCUCUUCUCUUCUGGCUGUUAACAAAGAAAAACCAGAAUCAUACAGUUCAGGUUGUCUCUUUUUCCGCAGUUUUGUGGGCAAACAUGAAACGUGCUUCAUUGGCGUGUGGCUUUAGCUCGUCAGAUCUGUGGAAGUCUCUCGUUCCCUAACAAUGGUUUUGUUUACCAGCCGGGUCCUCGUGAUUGUUGGUUAGUCACUACAGGGAAGGGUAACUCUCAGAUGUAUGUUUGAGCUGUGCGGCACUUUAUUACUGAGCUCCUGAUGCUGCGUGUCGCCCACAGACACGAGCGCUUCGCCAUUCCUUUGCCCUCUGUUUGGUAACAUUUAAUUCAGCUGUCAUGAAAUGCUUUAGAGAUUCAAACAGGAGCUUAAUUUGUAUUCAUCGCACUGGUGAGGAGAUGCUGUUAGUCUCAUCCGUUUAUUUGAAUGUUUGCAAGAACCCAUAAAUGUUUUUGUAUAAGACGACCCAAGGACCCUUGACUUGAGCUCACGCUGGUUUUUGCAAUGUGACAGCUUGUCAUAUGCAUGCUAGAUUUUAUUUCUUUUUUUUCUUUUCAAGGGAAUGGGGUGGGGAGGUAACACAUCUCUGUAAACGAUUGUGAGGGAAAGAUGCAUUUAUAAUUUUUUUUGUUUUGUAAUUUAUUUCCAAUAUUUCUAUAUAUUUUUGUUUUUGCAAAAGGAUCACUUAACAUUUGUAUGAGUAAGACAUGAUGAGUCCAGGAAUAUGUAUAUACAAAGUUCUUAUGUUCAGAUUCUUUGUUUAGUUUCUUACAUGCUGAGGUUAUUUUUUCAGAAAAUAACGUGAAUAUAUGCAAACCGAGACAAAAAUAAAAGAUGUACAGAAUAAAAGUAUUGAAUGUGUAUUGUACCUUGUACAGCAUUUGUCUAAUAAGACGGGUAAAUGUAUUCAUUCUUCAAGUUGGAGUUGAAGUUUCAGAUGUGAAUGUUUACAGUGGGUUUGUGUAGGAAAAGAUGGCUGAUAUCACUUUUUUCUCUGUGCUCCCAGGGCAGUCUGACAACACUACCCCCAUAGGCAGUACAUUUAAAACCAAAAAAUCCCCACAUUUCAGACUUGUUCAUGUUGUUCAUCUUCCCUUUUUAUAAAAAUUCACCUCAUAUUAUGUAGACACUCAGCCUGUUUUUUUCCCUGAAAAACUGUCCCAUCAUUCAUUUUUUCAGUCUUAUUUUUAAAGGAGCAGUGUGUAAGAUUUAGGGGGAUUUAGUGAGAGGAUUACAGAUUGCAACCAGUUGAAAUUUAGAAUUACUUAAGUGAGCAUUGUUAAGGCAGUUUUUACUGGGAAUUAUCCACAAGGGUCUCUUCAAACAAACACACUAGGUGAUUAGAACCAGUGAAAACACUGAAUAAAGCCGUUUCACGUCACAAAUCAGUGUGUUUGGCACAUUGCAGACGGGCUGUUAACCCACUACCUGCUAAUGCGUGCACACCUUUUAUAUGCCAUAACUGUAGAUUCAGACAUUCAGGAGGUUUUUACCAGGAGCCGAAAUAUCCACAGAGGUCUCCACCUCUCCAAAACAAACACACCCAGUGAUUUAAACCAGUAAAAACGCUGAAUGAAACAGUUUCAAAGUACGAAUAAUUAUUUUACCUUUGCAGUUAAGCGGACCUGCUAAUGUAUACUAACAUUUCUACUCUAAGACUUAAGGCUCAGACAUUCAGGAGGUUUUCAUCGGGAGCCAAAUUACCUGCGGAGGUGCCUUGCUCUCCAAAGCAAACUGACCCAUUUAGACUGAUAAAAACACAAAAUAAAGGAGUUUCACGUUAAUAAAGUACUGUUUUAACUAUGUUUUUAUUGUGAAGGGGCUUGUAACGACUGUUAAUGACAUGAAAACACUAAUGUCCCUAUAAAGAGCCAAUGUUUACCGUUAAAACAUCGCAAUCUCCGUAGACGCAGAUCUGCUCCCUGUGAGGAUAGAAACAGCUCAUUCUAAUGUAAUGAAAUCAUGACAAUUCUUAUUUUCAUGUGAUUAGAAACUAAAAAAAACAAUAAUAUUAUAUUCAAUUUCGGUCAAUAUAUCUACCCAAAUCCUACACACUGGACCAUUAAGGAUUUUCACAUCAGCCCUAACACUCCUCCUUUUGCCUGUGUGCGACAACAGAACCUAAAUCCAGAUUUAUAUGAACAAAAUGUUCUUUAAACUUCCUCAUAUUAUAUAUCCCAUCAAAUUUUCCUUUUUCUCACCUCAUUCUUUUCUCUCCAUCAGCCUGGUCCUUUGGUCCUGAUACUAUAGCCAUAUCCCAGACUGUCUUUGCUUACACAGAUGCUCACCCUUCUCCAGUGCAAUGUAAUGCCAUAAUUUAAAUUACCCUGAAGGAUUCAAGGGGUUUCUACCUCUCUGCACCCGAAAAAAAAGAAAAAAAAGAAAGAAAUUAUAGUAUAUCUCCUCAAUAGAUCAACAGUGUUACAGCAGGCUUGGAAAGGAUGAAGGAAAUGAAUGUGCUGUGAAUGUUAUCCGAUGUUAAUCAACCCUGGUUGAGAUGGCCUGCGGGAAAUAGAUGAGAAAACUGCACAUUAUUGUGUGAGUGUGUUUAAAAGUCACAGAGAGACUUUUAGUCACGUGCAUGUCCAAAAUGUCCAAGUGACUCCUUUUUUUCUUUUCUCACAUCUGUCAGAUUUUUCAGCGCAAACGAGGUGAGUUAUUAGAUUUCUUCUGCAUACAAAUCAGGCUCCUGAGGUGAGAGAUCUGAGGAUGUUGAGCCAUUACUCUAAAAGCUGUUUUGCCCUCACAUCUUUUAAGAGCGAAUGCUGGUUUGUGUUUCACACUUGAAAAGAACGCAUUUGAUUUUUAUUUAAACAUCAACUCCAAACGCAGGCUAUUCUACAAUCAGGGUUGAACACUGAUGAAGAGGAAAAACAAGAAUUUUGUAUUCUGAUGUCCUUUGCUUAUAUCGACGUGUGCGUUUUAUUUUGCACUUUGGAAUAUUUCAUUGUCAUAAAAGAAGUUUAUUUUCUAUGUAAAAUUUAACAUUUAAGAGUCGAAUAGAUAUAAUUAAAAGUUCAGAUGAUGUAUAAAUAUAGUGCUUUCUUUCCUGCCUGUAUUUUAUUAUUUUUUUCCUAUUUUGUAUCUGAUCUGUACACCCUGUAGAUGUGUAAUGAAUCUUUCACUACUGAAAUGCAAUGACCUGUUUUCUGUGCUGCCCCUCGGGAAUGGGGAGUUACUACUGCAGUUUCUUAUUGUAUCAGAUUCUUUUUUAAGUUUGUAAUAAAAAAGAAACAGAUU
This is a messenger RNA of Plectropomus leopardus (leopard coralgrouper), 6219 nucleotides long. It is a transcript of the gene tob2, whose product is annotated as transducer of ERBB2, 2. Gene Ontology annotation, cellular component: nucleus; cytoplasm. NCBI's taxonomy places the organism in Eukaryota, Metazoa, Chordata, Actinopteri, Perciformes, Serranidae. The record is from RefSeq and is a predicted model, not a curated record. Gene Ontology annotation, molecular function: transcription corepressor activity. Gene Ontology annotation, biological process: regulation of gene expression.